This is a messenger RNA of Bipolaris oryzae ATCC 44560, 2118 nucleotides long. RefSeq lists its product as uncharacterized. The record is from RefSeq and is a predicted model, not a curated record. Gene Ontology annotation, biological process: regulation of DNA-templated transcription. The transcript is spliced from 8 exons. NCBI's taxonomy places the organism in Eukaryota, Fungi, Ascomycota, Dothideomycetes, Pleosporales, Pleosporaceae. Gene Ontology annotation, molecular function: histone acetyltransferase activity. The coding region runs from base 1 to 2118 and encodes 705 amino acids.
AUGACCUCUUCCGUCACAUCCCUUGAUGAGCAGGCCCCAGUUACUUGGCCGAUACAGUCAUUUACCAUCAACCACGAUGUAAAAUCUACAGGCCCAGCACAGCUCAUGCUAGAUCGUGCCAACUCUGAGUUUGGGCUGGUGUACCAGACCCAACCUGGUGUUGCAGUGAUGGCACAGUUUCCCGAUACUGAGGAGCCGGUCUUCUUCCAGGUAUCCAAGGCGCGCGCAGUCUGCACUCGCUUUAACAACUCAUGCAAGAAAGUUUGCAUACUUAUGCCACAUAUGCAGAUCGAUCUGUGCUUCACGAUUAGUGUAGAUGCUGGGGACUUCGUACACGCACUUGGGCGGAUUGCCACCACAGUUGGCAAUUCCUACUUCGAAGUUCAUGAAGCUGCUUCAAAUGCUGCAUUGGCCCGUGCCGACUUCAGUAUGGAGAAGGAAGGCUAUACCAACCAGAAAUAUCAGUUGUGGGUGGCAGCUCCGAACGAAAACACAUCGGAAUGGGCCCGCAUCUACAAGACUGGCAAAUGUACCGACUUCACCAUCAUCGCUUCCGGUAGGGUGUUUCAAGCUCAUCGCGUCUUCCUUGCUAACGUUCUGAAGGAAACCAGCCAGCGUUCCAUCACACUGCCCGAGGACAGCCAGACUGUGAGCACAAUGCUCAAGGAGAUAUACGGAGUGUACAAUCCAACCACAGGAUCAAUAUUCAGCAAAUUUGCGCUCAGAAACGCGUUUGAGAAAGACUGUAUCAUGCGCGAUUUGCUGGCCCUUUUCGUCGCCUGUGAUAAGUACAACCUCGAAUCGAUCAAGCAGAAAGUCUCCAAGACAAUUAUUGAUCGCAUUCCCUUCAUUCAAAACCCUCUAACUAUUGUCUAUCUGGCUGCAGAGAUCUAUGGCGAAGUUGGCCCAGAAUUGGAUCAUGGUCUCCGCAACGCAAUCAUCCUGCACCUGCACGUUCGCCUACCAGCGAUCAUGGAAGACAAGGAUGCGUGGAACUACUACUCGGAGAACAAGGCUGUACUCAAAGCACUUCACUCAUACCAGUGCGGGAUGCAGGAUACGACGAGAUCUUCCGGAAUAUUCACGCCACCAGCUAGUCCACGUAAAAACACCUGUUCAAUGGCCCCCGAUGUAGCCUCCAUGACAUCGACGCACACCACCCCCGCACUCAAGAACUCACAGAAACCGCCUACGGGCCCCAACGUCCUCGAGGUUGUACUCGGCUCGCUGCUGAUCAAGCCAUGGUACCCGUCCUUUUACCCAGAAGAGCUUGUGGGAAGGCGCGUCGAACGGCUCUACGUAUGCCAAUGGUGCUUCAAGUAUAGCAAGGAGCUCGUUGGCUUCUUAGGUCAUCUGAAAGCAUGUCCCCUUCGUAACACUCCACCCCCGGGCAUUAACGUCUAUACAAAAGACAACUACUCCCUAUACGAGAUCGAUGGCGAGAAGAAUAAGCUUUAUGCGCAGAACCUAUCGCUCUUUGCGAAGCUCUUCCUCGACACCAAAUCGGUCUUCUACGACGUUACGACCUUCUUGUACUAUCUCCUAGUUGCGCACAAUCCCACACCUAGCAUACCCAACACCAAUCUUGAAGAAGAGACGACGCCAAGUGGGGUCGGGGCGCAGGGGCAGGUUGUGGGCUUCUUCAGCAAGGAGAAGAUGAGUUGGGACAAUAAUAACCUAGCAUGUAUAUUGGUCUUCCCACCGUGGCAGAAGCAAGGAUUAGGCCAGCUAUUGAUGGGGGCAAGCUACGAAAUGAGUAGGCGAGAGGAGAGGCUGGGUGGUCCUGAGAAGCCAUUGUCCGAUCUCGGUCGCAUUGCCUACAACCAUUACUGGUCACAAACACUUGCUCGUACCCUCCUCUCAUGUCCGUCUAAGAAGACACUUACUGUGCAAGAACUUCGCGAAAAGACGUACAUUGUGCCUGAGGACAUCAUCGCAACUUUGCAGCUGAUGGAUGUUCUCGAACAGAAAAAGAAGGGCGGCGCAGAUGCCGUAAUUAACAAGGCAAAAGUCAGAGCAUGGGCGGAUAAACACAAGGUAGAUGUCAAAAGCUGUCCGGUGGAUCCUGAUGCGUUUAUUGUACGGGCAGUAAGCAGGGGUGGCAGUGAAGAGUCUUGA